Molecule: messenger RNA, 1641 nt
Organism: Cladophialophora carrionii CBS 160.54
Lineage: Eukaryota; Fungi; Ascomycota; Eurotiomycetes; Chaetothyriales; Herpotrichiellaceae
Exons: 2
Coding region: 1-1641 (546 amino acids)
Source: RefSeq, a predicted model, not a curated record
AUGGCUGAGGCAUCCAAGCUCCCGAAAGGCGACGAGUUACCAAGUCCAUAUCAACUCAGCUUGUUGAUUGGGAUGCUCCUGGCUUCUCCCGACCGACUCCGACGAUACGUUUCCUAUCGAUGCUUCCGGCGGCAACGAAAGAAGGCACCACGCUCUCCUCGGCUUCUGCUCCAAGCCGGACUCAUGCUCGGUGUUUGCUUCCUCAUGGCGACAUUGAUGUUCAGUGCUGAUACCUUGGUGCACUACACGACGGAAACGGUCCGGUACGACCGAGUGAGAGUGGACAGCGCCGUACAAACAUCCGGCCGCGGCUUGUCUGAGCAGUGCUUGGCUGUGAAAAGGGAAGACAACUUCGGCUUUCCUUGCUCGAUAAACAAUCUCAUCUCCAAUGAUGCAUUUCUUGCCGAACACAACGAAAUGCUCUUCCUGUACCACAACCGCUCGCAGACCUCCGAGAUUCGAGUCGUCGCAUCCGACGUCGGCGACGUGGCUCUCCUGCUUCCCAAAACUCAAGGCCUCUCGCCAUAUGUCGACUACCGUGCUUCGACGAUCGGCGUUACCUCCCAGUGCAAGCCAAUCAGUCCGUCGUGUAACUUUGGCGUCUGGGGCCCCGAGGAUCUGUACUCCGGCUUCUACUGCAGUCCCAUGUUCUGGGGUUCUCUGGGCCGAGCUGAGACGAACGCUUCUGUGCCCGGGAUCGACUAUCCUGCCUUGGGAUUCAAAGUCGAUUCCAACAUUCUCUUGGCUUUCUUCAUGGACGAAGACCUCACCAAACCCUACAACCCCUUUGGAUACAACCCAGACACGGGCGCCCCUGAUCCGGAUAUCCCGCUCAUGCCAGAUAGUCAACUCAUCAACGAGGUCCACGUUGCCUUUGCCACCAGAUUCGCGUCCACUGCCGUCCUCGCCAACGCCGAUCUCUCUCUAGACGCAGGCUUCUUCAAGGGUCCGAAUCCCGUGUACGACAGCGUCAUCGCGUGCAGCUACCAAUCUCUCCAUGUCGAGUACACCUGGUUCAACGGGACCAUCAGGGACGUGCAGACGACGCCGGCGCCCAACGGGACCAUCUCGGAAAUCUGGCACGGCGGGCAUAUUUCAGGCUCGGUCUCCGGCACGAGCGCCACCCUCCAGACGAUUCUCAAACAAGCCGCCGUGCAGAACUCGAGCACGGCCUUUGCGCAGACGUGGGCAAGUCUAUACUCGCCCGUCAUCAUGGCCACUGUCGGCGGACUCAGUUCCUCCCGGUCAAAUCUGCUACAACAGACCCGUGUACCCAUGUUGGUCAUCAAGGUUUCGAUCCCUGCCCUCGUGUUUCUGGGGUGGUGCUGUCUCGGAUACAUUGCUGUCGGGUGUGUCCUGGCCGUGCUCGCCGUACGCACUGCGUCGCGAGGAGACGUGCGCGACGCCAAAGUCAGACUGACGCUGUUCGGACUCGUUGCCUGGGCUGUUGUGGCGUCGGGCUUGGCGGCCGGUGGACCACAAGAAGAUACUGUCGGCGGCGGCGGCGGCGUCUUACCGCGGGAGCAGGAUAUCGGGGAAGAGCACGACACGGUGGGACUACUGCAGGGUCGGAACAGCAGCAGCUUUUACUACAAGGUGAUCGGUGGGGACAAGCCGCCUGACUCCUCGCCGCGUUUGUAG